This is a messenger RNA of Habropoda laboriosa, 1090 nucleotides long. RefSeq names its product Krueppel-like factor 7. NCBI's taxonomy places the organism in Eukaryota, Metazoa, Arthropoda, Insecta, Hymenoptera, Apidae. Gene Ontology annotation, biological process: regulation of transcription by RNA polymerase II. The transcript is spliced from 5 exons. The coding region runs from base 1 to 744 and encodes 247 amino acids. Gene Ontology annotation, molecular function: RNA polymerase II cis-regulatory region sequence-specific DNA binding; DNA-binding transcription factor activity, RNA polymerase II-specific. The record is from RefSeq and is a predicted model, not a curated record.
AUGGUAGGCAGUGAGUUUCUGACGAGUUUGGCGAAACUGGUUGCUGUACCCUGUGUGUCGCCGUCUUUGCCACCGCUGGGAGAAACAGCGUGGGAGAGAAACCGGGAACGGGAACGGGAAAGGGUUCGAGAGAGGAGCACGGAGAACGAGCACAGGGAACGGCAGCAGGAGAGAGAAUCUGGGAUCAGGGAGAGGGAGCCGCGAGAUCGAGAAAAGGAACGAGAUCGUGAUAGGCAGAGGGAUAGGGAAAGGGACAGAGAGAGGGACGUGUCUGUCCGCAUGAUGGAACCUCUCGACCCUGUCUUCGUUUCCUCCUCGGCGGCCCUCCUAGCGUUGCAGAGGAUAAAGGAAACGUCCCUGGUGUUCCACAAGCGUCCCGCGUUGGCGAGCGGCAUCGGGAUCGGUGGAAGAGGAAACGCUGGUGUCGGAGGGAAUGGCGCUAGUUUAGCGGUGGACAACGAAUGCGGAGACGCGCUCAAGAGACGCAAGGUUCACAGAUGCGACGUGGCGGGCUGCGACAAGGUGUACACGAAGAGCUCCCAUCUGAAAGCUCACAAGAGAACUCACACCGGCGAGAAACCGUAUCAGUGCACAUGGGAGGGUUGCACGUGGAAAUUCGCGCGUUCCGACGAAUUAACGCGGCACUAUCGCAAGCACACAGGCCAGAAGCCGUUCAAGUGCCAUCUUUGUCAGCGGUCGUUUUCGCGGAGCGACCAUUUGUCGCUUCACAUGAAAAGGCACUGAUAAAGAGGACCGUCUAGCCUAGAUGGAGGGGGAAAGAUGAAGCAGUGAAGAAGAAAAAAAGAAUGGAGAGGAGGAGAAGAAGAUAGGAGAAAAGACCGUUUUGUCCCGAGUGAUCGGGACCUCGAAUCGUGGAUCGUGGACGACGACGACGAUGAUUCUUUUUUUUUACAUUCGGGACCUGAAGAGCCUCAUCUCGAUACUCGAAUCGUUCACAUCGAACGCGGAGAGUCGGAGGCGGAAACUAGGAGAAAAAAAUGAAGAAGCAAACGAAUCGUUCAUUAGGUUUUAUAGAGGUCUAAUGAAAGUUUAUCAUUGCAAUUAUUUGAUGGAUGAUCGUGCGAGCCUG